CUGUGGACGACCCGAUCCAACCGAGGGGGAGAUUUCACUAAUCAGACUUCGGAGAAUCUCAUCGCUACCGAGAGCGAUAGAAAUGGGAGGACACCUGCUCCGCCACCAUCUCCUCCUCCCUCUGAUCAUUUCAUUGUUUCUUCUGUCAUACUCUAAGAAGGCUUUCGCCGAUCCCGGCGCCUAUUCGAGCAGCGGCAGGACUUCCGGUUCGAGAGUAGAGUGGCAGGCCCUCACCAAGGGAAAUUUCUCGUCUCAGAUUCGCCUUCACCCCCAGAUCCUUCUCGUGGUCACUGUCCCUUGGUCUGGUGAAGCACGAACAUUAAUGAAGGAAGUCUCAUACUUGGUGGCCAAUGACGAGAAACUUAAAUUUCUAAAACUAAUGGUUAUUAACAAGAAUUCUGAGAAGAUGCUAGCUGAGAUCCUUGGUGCUAUAGAUGAGAUAACAAUAUACUACUAUCAUAAUUCAGUGUCACACAAGUAUCAUGGGAGAUCCAGCGCACAAAGUUUGCUAUUUUCAGUCCGUUUCUUUUUGUCACUUAAGCCCGAUGAGGUUCCUCUGAAGCCUCUGCAAACUCCGGAAGAUCUUGAAAACUUUUUCAAAUCAACAGAUAAAGCUGUUCUUCUCCUUGAUUUUUGUGGAUGGUCAGCCAAACUGAUGGCCAAAAAGCACAAUGAAAAUUCUGGGACUCCCAUGGCCUCAUUCAAUUAUUCAGAGAAUGUUGACAUACCUACGCCGAGUAUUUCUAGUGAUCCUCUGGGGGGCUUUGACGUAGAACAGCGAAAGGGUAAUGAAGACAGACUUACAUGUGGUGUUGAAGAUGGACUGGGAAGUUUGGAUUGGUUUAAUGAAUAUACUUUAGCUAAUCAUAGUGCUCCAGAACAAUUAGAAAAUGGAGGUAGUAAUAUGUCAUGUACAACUGAAGAAUUUAAGCGGUUUGAAUCUUUUUUCAACCAGUUCACUUCUAUUGCAAGAGAGUAUUUUCUACCUCCUGAGAAGCAAAGAUUCGGAUUGAUAUCUGAAAUUUCUUUGUUACCCUUUCUCAAUCUUACUAGUCCAGAUAAAUGGCUAGUUGUACUUCAUGUCUCUGGAUGUUCUAAUUGCACAAUGAUAGUUCCUGAAGGAGAUGAUCUGAGAAAAAUUUUGCAAACACAUCAGUCUAUAGCGAUGGAGUUUGAUGAUGAUCUUGAGCCUGCAUUUCCAGCAAACAGACCUUCAAUCAUUUUAUUCAUUGAUCGAUACUCAGAAUCGUUGAAAGUUAGAGAAGAGAGCAAGUUAUCUCUUGAGGUUCUUAGAAAGUUUGCUUCACAAAAUCAGCUUUCCUAUCAGACAGAUGGACAGAAAAAUAAGAGAAACAUUGGUGGUUCUUUGGAAGAAGCUUUCUCUAGAACAUGGGACAGAAAUGUGCCCAUUUCCUCUGGUCAUCUAACUAGAAAAGCUUCUCCCAAAAUUGUGAAAAUCCAGGAUAAUAUGGCUAUUAUGAUAGUCAAUGAAGGGAAGGAAAUUUCUCUGCAAAACACUGCCCUUGAAAAUCACAACAACCCUGUUUAUGAUAUUCUAACCCAAUUACUUCAGAAAGAAAAUCCAGCACUGAGAGUAAAAGAAACAAAAAUAAGUGAAGUAGCAAAGAAAGCUGGUUUUGAGCUCUUAUCUGGUGAUUUUGAAGUGCAAACAGUAGAAUCUCCCAUUCCACAUAAUGGUGAUGAUCAAUUCAGCGAAGUGAUUAUGACUUCAAUCACCUUGUUAAAUGAUCCUCAGGAACCUACUGACAGUCAUCAUGAUGCAAACAGUGGGUUAUUAAGUGAUAAAGAAAAUAGAAUUGAAAAUGAAGGAAAGCAAUCUGUGUAUUCAGAUGUUGAUAUCCUUGAACCUGAUGAAGUGACUCUUGGUGGGCGUGAGCAUGCUAAACCAUUAAUUGAAUCUAUCAAAGAAGUUCCGGAUAAAUGUGAUUCAAAGGAAACACUGGUUUGCAAGGGUGACCAAAUUUAUGAACAAGAAACAGGAUUGACAUAUAAUGAUGAAAAUCUUGUUUGCUUGGAACAGGACAUGCCUAAGUCAGAGGGAUACCUUCAACAAGAGGAAACUAAUAAAACUGAUCCUGCACCAACCACACCAACUUCCAAUCAUCUUGAGACAGAUUUUGUACCCAGUUCUUCAGUUCUUUCUGCAGGGAAUGACAUAGAAAUCACUGAAACAUCCAUAACAUUACAAAAACUAAAUGAACUAGGUUAUCAGCACCAUCCUUUUCUAGGUUCAUUUUUCUUUGCAGAUGGUAAUUAUCAGUUGCUAAGAACCUUAACUACAGGUUCCAGGAUUCCAACCCUAGUAAUUCUUGAUCCUCUUCAGCAGGAGCACUAUGUACUUCCUGAGGAAAUAGAUAUUAGCUAUCCUUCUGUAGUUGAUUUUCUACAAAAAUAUCUAGAUAAAAAUCUUACUCCAUAUCAACACUUGGAAUCAUCACCCAAAAUUUCUAGGGAGAUGCCAAAGCCUCCAUUUGUGAAGUCAGAUUUUCAUGAAGUUGAUUUUAUACCUCAAGUUACUGGUAGCACCUUUUGCGAUCUUGUUAUGGGCUUUAAGCCUUGUGAAAUCAGUAGUAACCUGCCAUUUCCCAGCUCAAAAGAUGUUAAACCUGCUUGGAUGGUUGAUGUUCUUGUGCUUUUUAGCAAUUCUUGGUGUGGAUUCUGCCAGCGUAUGGAGUUAAUUGUGCGUGAAGUGCAUCGAGCAUUUAAGAACUUCAUGGAUUUCUCAUUGAUUCAGUCAACUAGCGGUGAUCCUAUGCAGAUCAAAGAUAAGAAAGAAGACUAUCUGCUACAUAAGUUCCCAAAGGUCCUCUUAAUGGACUGUACCUUCAGUGACUGUGGUUUAUUUUUAAAGCCACUUGGUAAGAAGGAAAACUAUCCAGUAGCACUGUUAUUUCCAGCAGAGAACAAAAGUGCUGUCACCUAUGAGGGAGAUAUAUCAGUGGUUAGCAUAAUGGAAUUUAUACUAUCUCAUGGAAGCAAUUCUCAGCAUCUGAAUAUGCAUAGAGGCCUUCUACGGACACACUCAAGGAAGGUAACAAGGGAUGAAGAAAUCUCAUAUCCAACAUCCUUGACAAUUGAUGAGCAAGCUCAUUCCGCUUCCGAGAAGUGCAAUGAACUCAUUCUUAAUGAAGCUACUACUGCAGACAGCAGGCACCCACUUGAACUAGAUUCACCAGUCACCUUCCUUGACCAACACAAGCACGUACUCGUUGGAUCCAUUCUCACUGCCACAGACAAGCUCCUUAAUGCUGCUCCAUUCGACCACUCUAGAGUACUUAUCGUAACCGUUGACCAGAACCAGGGCUUCCAAGGCUUGAUAAUCAACAAAAGGAUAAGCUGGGAUGUGUUCAAAGAUAUAAGCAGUGAUCUAAUCUCUCUGAAGCAGGCUCCUCUUUUCUAUGGAGGUCCAGUCGCGCUUCAAAAUUUGCCCCUUGUCAGCUUGGUCAGGAAACCAAAAGUGGGUUAUAUAAAAAUAACAAAAAGCGUCUAUUUCGGCAAUCCAAGUGUGACCCGCCAAGCAAUGGGAGAACUCACAUCAAUGAAAGAAUCUAUUGAUGAUUAUUGGUUCUUUUUGGGUUUCUCAAGUUGGGGAUAUGACCAACUCUUCAAUGAGUUAGCAGAAGGUGCAUGGCACUCGAGCUCACAACCUGUUGAACACCUGGAUUGGCCAGAAGUUUAAUUAUGUCAAACAAAAUGCAUACACUGAAUGAUGGAUGCAUUUUUUGGGUAUCCAUGAGAUAGGUAAUACGAUAUGAUCACUGAGUGGGUUGACAAGACAAACGAUUGUUAAGAACAAAACAAAAUUUUUGUUUGAUGCAGUUUGUUUUUGUAAACUAGAUUUUUUUGUUUUUAUUUUUAUUUUUUGUAAGAAUGACAAUUGCCCGCACUUAAAAUUGUGAAAAUUUUAGGAA
Zingiber officinale is the source of this 3932-nucleotide messenger RNA. RefSeq lists its product as uncharacterized. Lineage: Eukaryota; Viridiplantae; Streptophyta; Magnoliopsida; Zingiberales; Zingiberaceae. The record is from RefSeq and is a predicted model, not a curated record. The coding region runs from base 83 to 3700 and encodes 1205 amino acids. The transcript is spliced from 8 exons.